UUGUAAAAAGUUUGUCAAUUUUGGGAUCAAUUGGUCGACUCUUUCAGACACACAAAAGCACGGAUCAGUUGAGGUGUGACUGAACGCAGACAUGAAGCUGAAGGCGUUGGAGGCGUUGAUGUCUUCGGUGGAUGAGUUCGCGGACCCGAAGGUGAGUCACGAACAGUACGCGACUUCAGUGCACAUCAGUUCCCGAAUGCUGUUCACGAUUGACACCACUUUCGAUGAUCUGCGGGACAAGUCUGUGGCCGAUCUCGGCUGUGGGUCCGGACGGCUGGCCAUCGGCGCCGCACUCGUGGGCGCGAAGUAUGUGUUGGCCAUUGACUGCGAUUCCGACGCCGUCUCACAAAUGGUGGCCAAUUUGGCCGACUUUGACGAUGACGUCGGCUCACGAGUGGACACCGUUUGCGCCGACAUUACGGACGAAGAGUUUUGGCGACCAUUUCAUAACCGUUUCGAUACAUGUCUUCUGAACCCUCCGUUUGGGACCAAAAGAAACAAAGGAAUUGAUAUGAUUUUCCUGAAGAGAGCCCUCGAGUUGUCGACAAACAGUGUCUAUAGUUUGCACAAGACAUCCACUCGACAGCAUAUAUUGAGGAAAGCGAGCGAAUGGUCAGUGAAUGCCGAAGUAUUGGCACAAUUGAGGUUUGAUUUGCCAAAAGUGUAUAAAUUUCAUAAACACUCGUCGGUCGACAUCGAAGUCGAUUUUUAUCGCUUCCAACACAAACCAACGCCUAAACCAUUAGCUCUUUGAAUGCGAU
This is a messenger RNA of Medioppia subpectinata, 761 nucleotides long. Lineage: Eukaryota; Metazoa; Arthropoda; Arachnida; Sarcoptiformes; Oppiidae. The record is from the annotation of a GenBank genome assembly.